CCAUUUCCUCCUCAUCCUCACUCCCAUCAUGCUCUGCAGCUCCGCUGUGCUUCACCAUCAGCUGCCAGCUAAGCGCGCCGCAGAAAACUGCAGUAAACGUUUGGCUGAAGCUUCAGAGCUGAAGGUGGGGGCGAUGGAUGUGAUGGAAGGGAAAGGUCUGAACAUCCCCCAGAUUAUCACCACCCCAGAACCAGAACCCAACAAUCUCACAGCCCCAGAGCUCAGUGUUGCAGGUGAUGUGUCUGCAGACGAGGACGAUCCCGAGCUGCUGAGGGUUGGUUUGAAAGCGUGGACCACUCAGGGAGACCACCUGACUGCAGACGACGAGACUCGUCCGCUGUCGGCGGCCAGCGUCGGCAGCGUGGUGGUCCAGGACCGCCUCAACGAGCUCGUCAGGCUGUUCAAAGGUCGGACGGAACGGCAGAAAGAACGGCUGAUCGACCCGGACGAAUCGGAGGAAGAAAGUCCCGCAGCCUCUCCAAGCAAAGCUCCGCCUCCCCCUCCUCCCCCGCCUCCCCCAGGAGAGGAGAAGAAAGACACCGCAGAAGCAGGAGGAGGAGAAGAAGAAAAGGAGGAGGAGAAGGAGUUUAAAUUUGAGCUUCUGGGAUAUGAGGUCAAAAUUCCCAAUCUGCCCAAACUUCCCCCGAUGCCUGGCUGGCUCCGAGCCAUCCUGGAGUUCCGCUUCCCCUCGAGCAUCGACCCGUUCACUGACCUGAUCUACGUCAUCUGGCUGUUCUUCGUGGUGGCGGCGUGGAACUGGAACGUAUGGUUGAUCCCCGUCCGCUGGGCGUUUCCUUACCAAACCUCUGAAAACAUCCACCUGUGGCUGCUGGCCGACUACACCUGCGACCUCAUCUACAUCAUUGAUAUCCUCGUCUUCCAGCCCAGGCUGCAGUUCGUCCGCGGAGGAGACAUCGUGUGCAACAAGAAGGACAUGAGGGAGCACUACAUGACCACGGAGAGAUUUAAGAUGGACAUCAUCAGCCUGUUUCCUUUGGAGGUAUUUUACUAUUUCACUGGAGUCAACUCUCUGCUGAGGUUCCCUCGCCUGCUAAAGUACAUGGUUUUCUCCGAGUUCAACGACAGAAUGGAAUCUGUGAUGAAGAAAGCGUACAUCUACAGGGUGAUCCGAACCUCAAUGUACCUGCUGUACUCCCUGCACAUCAACGCCUGCCUCUUCUACUGGGGCUCCGAUUAUGAAGGACUGGGAUCCACCAAGUGGGUCUAUAACGGAAAAGGCAACGCGUACAUCCGCUGUUACUACUUUGCCGUGAAGACGCUGAUCACCAUUGGAGGACUGCCCGACCCCACCACCGUCUUUGAAAUCUGCUUCCAGCUCAUUAAUUACUUUGUUGGCGUCUUUGCUUUCUCCAUCAUGAUCGGUCAGAUGAGGGAUGUAGUUGGAGCGGCGACUGCUGGGGAGAACUACUACCGUGCCUGUAUGGACAGCACAGUUAAGUACAUGACCUCCUACAACAUCCCUCGCGAGGUCCAGAACCGCAUCAAGACCUGGUACGACUACACCUGGAAGAGCCAGGGCAUGCUGGAUGAGCAGGAGCUUCUGAUCCAGCUUCCUACUAAGAUGAGGUUGGACAUCGCCGUGGACGUUAACUACGCCAUCGUCAGUAAAGUCGCCCUGUUUCAGGGCUGUGACAGGCAGAUGGUGUUUGACAUGCUAACGAGGCUCAAGUCUGUCGUGUACCUGCCCGGAGACUUUGUUUGUAAAAAGGGGGAGAUCGGCAGGGAGAUGUACAUCAUCAAGCAGGGCGAGGUUCAGGUGGUGGGCGGUCCCGACCUGCAGACGGUGUUCGUCACCAUCAGAGCCGGCUCGGUGUUUGGAGAGAUCAGUCUGCUGGCAGGAGGCGGAGGAAACCGGCGCACAGCCAACGUGAAGGCCCACGGAUUCGCCAACCUGUUCAUCCUGGAUAAGAAGGACCUGGCAGAGAUCCUGGUGCAUUACCCCGAGUCCGAAAAACUGCUGCGCAAGAAGGCCAAGAAGAUGCUGACAAAGGACAAGAAGCCGGAGGAGAAGGAGGGGACUAAAGGUGCAAAGACAGUCAUCCCGCCGCGACCGGACACGCCAGAAAUGUUCAAGGCCGCCCUGAAGGUGACGGAGCAGGCGGGCAUCGAGGGAACCUUCACCAAGCUGAAGAAAGCAUACAGACCGUCUGAGGUGGGAGAGGCACAGGCUCCUCCCUCCAUUUCUCCGAUCCCGCCCCCUUCUCCAAUGCACCGCCGUUCUCCGGUACCCCUGAGUCCGGCUCCGGAAGACGGAGAGGAAACGGUGGCAGAGACGGCUGACAGCUCAGUCGUCAUCAGGAUGACGCCGCGGCACAAAGGGGAGGAGCUUCUCACCGUGGAGAUGAAGGCAGGAGAGGGAGAGGUGGAGGAGGAGGCAGAGGAGAAGGAGGAGAUGAAGGAGAAGGAAGAGGAGCCAUCAAAGGAGUGAGCUGACAGGAAGCUGCUGCCCUUCACCUGCUCCAAGGAGGAAACAGGACACUCUCAGGUGUAGGACAUGCUUCUUCUUCUGUCACAUGACAGGAAGGAAGGAGAAGAAUGAUGUAAAGGAGAGGAAGCAGGAAAUAAAGCAAGGACGGAAAGGAUACUUUCUUCUUUUCUUCCUUCCUCCCACCUUAAUCCAGUUUUUUUUUUCAGGUCUCAGAGUUUCAGAGAACUUUGAUCUCACGGAGGUUACUGUCUGGCUGCAGUACCGUCUUUGGCCACACGAACUGACUUACAUGUACCACCCAUUAGAACCCAGAGAGGCGCUGUUUCACCACGUAAACGUGGUCAAGGAGCGUGUCUGUAACAGAAAUGAUUAAAGAAACUCAUUUUCCCAGAAUCCCCGGUUUCUGUCCUGCAGAUUCUUAACCACUGACUUUCUGGGGCCCUCCCUCAGCUGAUUUUAGAGGCAUGUGUUGGGAACUACAGGGAGCAGCCGGAAGAAGAAGAAGAAAGAUGUGAGCUGCGUCUUCUUUAUGUAAAAACAGACUGAACAUGCAUUUGUGGCGUGUGAGAGAUCUGACAGCCGCUGAUUGAUUUUCCACCGAGAGCUGCUCGAUAAUGCCGUCUGACAUCAGCUGAGCUCUGAGGACAUCCAAUGAUUUUAGCCGGCAGCUUCCAGGUCAUUCAGGGUCACCAGGAUGACGGUUCAGGGUUAGCGGGUCAGUUUGGAGCACAAAAGUGCAGCAUGUAUUUUAAUGUCUGAACAUGUUGCUUUCCCUAUAACACAGUAAAAAUAUCAUAGUUAGAACAAAUGUUUCACUAUUUGAUUUUAACUCUGGAAGCUUGUUUCUAUCACAGAAAAAAAGAUUUUUUGCCAUGCAUGAACCAAAAUUUGACCAAAAAGUUUGACUAGGUAAGACAAUAUUUGGGGAUACCGAACCUGAAAUUUUGAAUUUAUGGAUGUCAAAAAUGUACUGAAACAAGCUUCUGUUCAUAACAAAAACCGCACAUAAAAAAUAUAAAAUAAGCAAUUAAAAAAUGAAAUCGUGAGGCAAGCUUUAAUACAAUAAGCCUACAGUCAUUUUAGCUGUAGCUGCUAGAGGGCGCUGCUGAGCUUUCUGAUAAAGUAAAGAGCCGGGGGGCACAAGCUCCCGGCCACAGAGAUGCUGCAGUGUUUAUACAGGACAGGAAAAGCUUCAGGAAGUGCAGGAAACUGUGUCGGCCCGAGCCGUGAAAAAGGCGGGAAAACAGAAACAAUGCAGCACAGGAAGCUUCGUGAUUACUGCUGAUUACCGAGAGUAGAAGAAGAAACGUGACACUGCUGCUUUGGCUCAGAAUUCAGGUUUUAUUGUAUUUCUACUGAAGCAACGACAUCACUGUAAGAAGUAAAAACCAGUUUGUAAAUAAAAUGAUUUUAAGGAGUGUCUGUGUUUCAGCUGAG
Molecule: messenger RNA, 3886 nt
Organism: Oreochromis aureus
Lineage: Eukaryota; Metazoa; Chordata; Actinopteri; Cichliformes; Cichlidae
Gene: cngb1a
Product: cyclic nucleotide gated channel subunit beta 1a
Exons: 18
Coding region: 29-2449 (806 amino acids)
Biological process (GO): monoatomic cation transmembrane transport; retina homeostasis
Cellular component (GO): intracellular cyclic nucleotide activated cation channel complex; plasma membrane; photoreceptor outer segment
Molecular function (GO): intracellularly cGMP-activated cation channel activity; protein-containing complex binding; cGMP binding
Source: RefSeq, a predicted model, not a curated record